AUGAAUGAAUAUGCUUUGUGGUUUAUUGACUUCUUUAUGAUUAUACGAUGCAAUAUGGAGGCCAAAGAAAGUGAAAAAAGUAGUGAAAAUGAAGUGAUACUUCUAAGAUCUUUUAGUACUGAGAUAUUUUGUAGAAGCAUUUAUUACAAGUGUGAUAGAGAUCAUGAUGGUUUCGUCAGCCUUGAAGAGUUCACCGCCUUCAUCAAAACCAACGAACAAGUCACUUCCAGUACGGAACCUCUCACACCGAUCAUCCUCAACAAUUACGAACGCUUCGACCAGAACCAUGACAACAAAUUGGACUUUGAAGAGUUCGUCGAGAUGAUCACAAACGAUGGUUUCCUAAAGGAUUUUACCAACCUUGGAAAUAGAUAUGUAAAGUUCCUAGUUGUCCCAGUAUGUCGGACGAGAAGAAUCAACAAAGUACAAUUGCAACGUAUGCACACUAUCACCGGCAUGUACGAGAACGAGGUGAAAUUCAAACCGACUGAUAUCGGGAUGAUUCUGUUGUCCGUGAUCCAGAUCAUCCUGUUCUACACUAGCAGUAAGGACCCUUUAGAGUUUAAGCACGACAAAAGACGGGAAGUUUGGCGGUAUAUGACGUACAUGUUUACACAUAACUCUCCGUUCCAUCUUGUAGCAAACGUAGCCAUCCAAUUACUGGUAGGGUUACCGUUGGAGAUGGUCCACAGUUGGAGAGUGUUAAUAAUUUAUUGCGCAGGAGUUCUUGGUGGAUCUCUAUUCCAGUCGGUCAUUUAUCCUGACGAAGAUUUGACUGGCGGAAGUCCAGGAGUUUAUUCCAUCUUCACUGCUCACAUAGCGACUGUUAUUAUGAAUUGGCGUGAAAUGAGCCAACCAGUCGUCCAACUAAUCCUCUUCAGUUCCUUCACAGUAUUUGAUACAAUUUACAAAUACGUAACGUUUAGAAAUAAAGACGACAUCAGUUACAUAUCGCAUUUGGGAGGUGCAAUUUGCGGUUUAUUAGUCGGCGUCAAUAUUCUGAGAAAUCUCAGAGAGACCCGAGUGGAGAAGAUCAUUUGGUGGAUCUGUAUAGUUGUUUAUGUAGGCAUGAUGAGCACUUUUAUAGGGCUAGAAAUAGCGUUGAGUAUAAGUGGUCAUUAG
Ceutorhynchus assimilis (cabbage seed weevil) is the source of this 1122-nucleotide messenger RNA. Lineage: Eukaryota; Metazoa; Arthropoda; Insecta; Coleoptera; Curculionidae. The record is from the annotation of a GenBank genome assembly.